AUGACGCUGCUGCUCCUGGCAACAGCGACUAAUGCUUGGAAGUUCACUAUCUACGGUGACGGCGACUGCGAGUCGACUCCGUCUGGUGACCUUCGGGGAGACGGUAAUCAAGGCUGCGAAAGUAUUCCCAACCCUCAUAGAGGGUUCUGGCUCGAAGAAAUGGGUAACUGCCAAAUUGAUCUGUAUGCCAACGAGGACGAUUGCAACAAUGGUGUACCGCAGCAGUUUUAUGAUGCGACCAAUCAGGACGUCUGCAUUGGCCCUCAGUUCCAAUGGGACUACUAUACUGUAGUUGGGUGUUAG
Fusarium mangiferae is the source of this 303-nucleotide messenger RNA. RefSeq lists its product as uncharacterized. Lineage: Eukaryota; Fungi; Ascomycota; Sordariomycetes; Hypocreales; Nectriaceae. The record is from RefSeq and is a predicted model, not a curated record. The transcript is spliced from 2 exons. Bases 1 to 303 code for a protein of 100 amino acids.